UCAUCCUUCGUCUGCCUUCAAGUCAUCCCCCAAACGGAGCGCAGAGAAGUCCUUGCCCCUCUCUCUCUCUCUCUCUCAUCUAAUCCAAAUUCCUUCUCCAUCUCUUCACUGCAGUAUUGGAUCUGCUUUCCAAGUUUAAUUUACUAUUGGGUUUAUUAAUCUAUUAAUUUUACCAUUUUUUUCUUAAUAAAGUUUUAAUCUUUCUGCGAUUUCUAACCAAUUCGACCUUCCCUUUCCCAAAGUCUCCAUCAAAACAUGUCGACAAGGAAGCCAUCAUACGCAAACCCAAAACCCUGCAACCACCUCUCAGCUUACAAGCUCAAACAUGGCUCCAGCGGCUACAAAUCCCUCCAAAAAUCCCUCAAAUCUGCCCCCAACGGAAGAACAAGCGUUCGGAUUCAGGAAACUAAGGUACCCAGAUGCAGUGUCUGUAAUGGGUUCGAAGGUAGACUCUAUAUUUGCUUGAUUUGCUCUUCGGUUUCGUGUUCGAAUCACGCAGUUCUGCAUACCCAGUUGGAAAUCGGCCACGAUUUGGCCGUCGAUGUCCAAAGGGCCGAGCUUUUUUGCUGUGCGUGCUCCGAUCAGGUCUACGAUCCUGAUUUCGAUAAGUGCGUGAUGGCUAAGCACAUGCUGGACUUGCAGUGCAGCACAAAUAGUGCGGAUAGUAUUGGGGAGAGACUGUGUGAGAGGAAGAGGCUGGGGGGUUCGGGUGUCGAAUUAUCGGAGUUUAAAAAGCCCGAAUUAUCGGGUUUGGUGAGGGAUCACAGGGCGAAAUCGUGUUAUCCGUUGGGUUUGAGGGGGUUGAAUAAUUUGGGGAGUACUUGUUUUAUGAACUCUGUGUUGCAAGCGCUGCUACAUGCGCCUCCAUUGAGGAAUUACUUCUUGAGUGAUCGGCAUAGCCGCAGAACAUGCCGGAAAAGGACGGCAAACCGGCUGUGUUUGCCUUGUGAGCUUCACGGUGUUUAUUCGGCUGUGUAUUCCGGCGAUUGGACUCCUUAUAGCCCGGCUCAAUUGCUUUACAGUUGGUGGCAGCAUUCGGAGAAUCUGGCAAGCUACGAGCAGCAGGACGCUCAUGAGUUCUUCAUUUCAGUGUUGGAUGGGAUCCAUGAGAAAGAAACCAAAGCAAGGAACCAUACUAAAGAUAGUGGAGACUGCCAGUGUAUUGCGCAUAGGGUAUUCUCAGGACUGUUGAGGUCGGAUGUCACUUGUAUGACUUGUGGAUUCACCUCGACAACUUAUGACCCGUGUUUGGACAUAUCACUCAACUUAGACACAAGCCGCUGUUCUUGGUCAGAUGCAUCUAACAAGCCUGCCAAAGCGAAUGGCAGCAGCUGUUCAUCCACUCUUUUGGGUUGUUUAGACUUGUUUACAAAACCAGAAAAGUUGGGGUCAGACCAGAAACUGUACUGUCAGAACUGUCAAGAACUCCGAGACUCUUCAAAGCAAAUGUCCAUCAGAAAGCUUCCAAUGGUGUUGUGUUUGCAUAUAAAACGGUUUGAGCAUUCCCUGGUCAGAAAGAUGAUGAGGAAAAUCGAUAGCUAUUUGCAUUUUCCCUUCUCGCUAGACAUGACUCCCUAUCUGUCUUCUUCGAUCGUCAGAAACAGAUUUGGAAAUAGAAUCUUUGCUUUCGAGGGGGAUGAAUCUGAGAUGUCUACCGAGUUUGAGAUUUUUGCAGUAGUUACUCAUUCCGGGACACUAGAUUCCGGCCAUUAUGUGACGUAUUUACGCAUACAAGACCAGUGGUACAAAUGUGACAAUGCUUGGAUUAAUGAGGUCGACGAGGGGAUUGUAAGAGCUUCACAGUGUUAUAUGAUGUUCUACAUGCACAAGACGCUGUACCAUAAAGCAAACGUAGAUUUGCGUCACUUGCCGGUUUCCACACAGAAGGAGGCAUUUCAGAGGAUGGCUGGUUGCUGCUAGAGGAAAUGUUUCGAAUGACUAUGGUGUCUACAGUUCUCCGAACAAGAAAUGGGCUUUCGAUAUGCGUUCGAGGCAGGGUAUGAACCGAUUGAGACGGAGACUGCCUCUGCCGAAGCAACCUCUUCAAGAAUCAGAUCCCUUUGGCCCAAGGAGAUCACAUCGGAAAGGCAUCAUCAAAUUGCAGAUCUCUGAAGAUGAUCAUGAUUUGAAGCAGAGAUACAUAAAUGUAUGCAAACUCCAUAUCUACUGCUGGUGAUAUGUUACUGGGUAUUUUAUGAGGGGAUUUUGGGAAAACUGAUGGGACUAAUUUGAAAAAACUUGUUCAUGUUGGGGUUUAUUUUGCAAGAUUUCUUGCUCAGCAUUCUUUUGACUGCAAGGUCAGUCAUGUACAUAACUAAACUGAUAUUUGGAACUAAUAUUAUCUUUUGGGGUUCCACUAA
Molecule: messenger RNA, 2360 nt
Organism: Malus domestica (apple)
Lineage: Eukaryota; Viridiplantae; Streptophyta; Magnoliopsida; Rosales; Rosaceae
Product: ubiquitin C-terminal hydrolase 22-like
Biological process (GO): protein deubiquitination
Molecular function (GO): zinc ion binding; cysteine-type deubiquitinase activity
Source: RefSeq, a predicted model, not a curated record